AUGAGUGCCCCGGAGCGGGCACUUCUCCUGCUCCUACUGGGAGCGGUGGUGCUCCUCACGCACGGUGACUCCCCCCGGAGGGAGAUAAAGAUCGAUGGUGACUUGGUACUGGGGGGUUUGUUCCCCAUCCACGAGAAAGGGGCGGGCAUGGACGAAUGCGGUCGAACAAACGAAGACAGAGGCAUUCAGCGGGCGGAGGCCAUGCUCUUCGCCAUCGACCAGAUCAACCAAGACGUCACUCUGUUACCGGGCGUAUCCCUGGGCGUUCACAUCCUGGAUACCUGCUCCAGGGAUACCUACGCUCUGGAACAGGCGCUGGAGUUUGUCAGGGCUUCCCUCACCAAAGUGGACGAUACAGAGUUCCUCUGUCCCGAUGGCUCCUACGCCCUGCAGGAGGACAGCCCACUGGCCAUCGCUGGGGUGAUCGGAGGAUCCUUCAGCAGCGUCUCCAUACAGGUUGCCAACUUACUACGGCUCUUCCAGAUCCCUCAGAUAAGUUAUGCGUCUACCAGCGCCAAGCUGAGUGACAAGACGCGUUAUGAUUAUUUCGCCCGCACCGUGCCGCCGGACUCCUACCAGGCCGCGGCCAUGGCCGAGAUCCUGCGCUACUUUAACUGGACCUACGUGUCCACGGUGGCGUCCGAGGGCGAUUACGGCGAGACGGGCAUCGAGGCGUUCGAGCAGCAGGCUCGACACCGAAACAUCUGCAUCGCCACGUCGGAGAAAGUCGGCCGCUCCAACGCCAAGCGCUCCUCGUACGAAGCCGUGAUCCGCCAGCUGCUGCAGAAGCCGACGGCCCGCGUGGCCGUGCUCUUCCUCCGCAGCGACGACGCCCGGGAGCUGAUAGCGGCCGCCGCCCGACUCAACGCCUCCUUCCUCUGGGUGGCCAGCGACGGCUGGGGGGCGCAGGAGAGCAUCGUCAAGGGCAACGAGGCCACGGCCCACGGCGCCAUCACGCUGGAGCUGGCGGCGUACCCGCUGCCCGAAUUCAACCGCUACUUCAAAAGCCUCAACCCGCUGAACAACCACCGCAACCCCUGGUACCGAGACUUCUGGCAACAGAAGUUUCAGUGCUCCCUCACGGGCGGGGCCUCUAGGGAGGAGGGGGAGGGGGCGGGGGCGGCAAGGCCGUGUGAGCCGAGCUUGGCCGUGGACGAUUCGAACUUUGAGCCGGAAUCGAAGAUCAUGUUUGUGGUGAACGCGGUGUACGCCAUGGCACAUGCUUUGCACCGCAUGCAGCGAACACUGUGUGUUAACACCACCAGACUGUGUGACGCCAUGCGCAGCCUGGACGGCAAAAAACUCUACAGAGACUUCCUCCUCCAUCUCAACUUCAGAGCUCCUUUCUCUCCCCCGGGGUCAGAGAGCGUGGUGAAGUUUGACCAGAACGGAGAUGGGAUGGGGCGAUACAACAUCUUUAACUAUCAGCGAAUGCCAGGCAGUGACAGAUACGCCUACGUACAGGUCGGAGAGUGGGCGGAGUCACUGACCCUGAACGACCCUCUGAUCGGCUGGCCGCGGGGGGCGGUGCCCACGUCUCAGUGCAGCGACCCGUGCGCCCCUAACGAGAUGAAGAAGAUGCAGGCCGGGGAGCACUGCUGCUGGAUCUGUACGCCCUGCGAAUCCUACGAAUAUCUGCCCGACGAGUUCACCUGCGCCCCCUGCAGCCUGGGGCAGUGGCCACGCCCAGACUUGAGCGGCUGCUACGACCUGCCUGAGGAAUACAUUAUGUGGGAGGACGCCUGGGCCAUCGGGCCAGUCUCCAUCGCCUGCGUGGGCAUCAUCUGCACCACCCUGGUGUUCGUGGUCUUCAUCCGCUACAACGACACGCCGCUGGUGAAGGCGUCCGGGCGAGAGCUCUGCUACAUCCUCCUGCUGGGCGUCCUGAUGUCCUACGUCAUGACCUUCAUCUUCAUCGCCAAGCCCUCCCCGGCCAUCUGCACGCUGCGUCGCCUCGGGCUGGGCUCCUCCUUCGCCGUCUGUUACUCCGCCCUUCUCACCAAAACCAACCGGAUCGCUCGGAUCUUCAGCGGCGUGAAGGAGGGCGGGGCCCAGCGGCUGCGGUUCAUCAGCCCCAGCUCGCAGGUUUUCAUCUGCCUGUCGCUGAUCUCCGUCCAGCUGCUGCUCGUGUCCGUUUGGCUCCUUUUGGAGGUCCCAGGCACACGACGCUUUACCCUGCCCGAAAAACGGCAGACCGUGAUCCUCAAGUGCAACGUCCGGGACUCCAGCAUGCUCCUCUCGCUGACCUACGACGUUCUGUUGGUUGUGCUGUGCACCGUUUAUGCCUUCAAAACUCGCAAGUGCCCAGAGAACUUCAGUGAGGCCAAGUUCAUCGGCUUUACCAUGUACACAACCUGUAUCAUUUGGUUGGCGUUCCUCCCCAUCUUCUACGUCACCUCCAGCGACUACCGAGUUCAGACCACCACUAUGUGCAUCUCUGUGAGUCUGAGCGGCUUUGUAGUCUUGGGCUGUAUGUUUGCUCCGAAGGUUCACAUCAUCAUGUUCCAGCCACAGAAGAACGUCACCACUCAUCGGCACAACCUCAACCGCUUCAGUGUCAGUGGCCCCGCCACCACUUAUGCUUCCCACUCAUCAGUGAGUGCUCAUUAUGUGCCCACAGUGUGUAAUGGGAGAGAGGUUGUCGACUCCACUACUUCUUCCCUGUGA
Messenger RNA from Chanos chanos (milkfish), 2667 nucleotides. It is a transcript of the gene grm3, whose product is annotated as glutamate receptor, metabotropic 3. The record is from RefSeq and is a predicted model, not a curated record. Lineage: Eukaryota; Metazoa; Chordata; Actinopteri; Gonorynchiformes; Chanidae. Bases 1 to 2667 code for a protein of 888 amino acids. The transcript has 5 exons. Gene Ontology annotation, molecular function: G protein-coupled receptor activity. Gene Ontology annotation, biological process: G protein-coupled receptor signaling pathway. Gene Ontology annotation, cellular component: membrane.